UCCAUUACGUGAGGCGAAAACCGAAAACGUAACACGCGCCCCCGUUCAUGUCCUUGUGGUCAGAUUCCAUCCUUGUUAAGCAUGGCGCUUCAUCUACAAAGCAUCUCGCCGACCCUGUUCCAAGGCAAAUCCCCCCCACACACAAAAAAAUUCCGUCUUUGUUCAUGUUAACAGUAAUGUUGCCCCUCCUCAUAGCCGCGGCGGCGGCUGCCGGAGCGCUGGCGCUCAUUGUCGCGACACGCCUCCUCAGGGAGGACGCCGUGGCAUCCCUCCGCCGGGAGAUCCGAGAGGUGCUCACGGCACUCGUCGCCGACGACGAGGACGGCGACGGCGAGAGCGCCUCCCCGCCGCCGCCAUCCGUGCUGAUCACGGGGUUCCGUGCCCACGGCAAGAGCUCGCUGGUCAACACGGCGUGCCGGGCGCUGGCGGCCGAGGACGGCCCGCUGCUGCUGCGCGCGGAGGCAUCGCCGCCCGGCGGCGGGACCGACGGGCUGAGGAGGCUCCUCAGGGUCAAUGCCGUGGUGGCUGGGGCCGACGGCGACAGCGCGGGAGCGGGGGAGAGCGAUGCGGUGGAGCUGCUGGAUGCGCCGCCGCUCCCCGAGGCGUUUAGGCUGAAGAGGGAGGACGUCGACGCGGCCAUCAGCGUCGGGGACCCUGAGUGCGUUGUGUUCGUUCUGCGCUGCGACGCGCCCACCAAGGAGCGGAGCGCCGCCAUCAAGUGUCUACCGGAGAUUUCUGCCGCCGUCAGAAACAAAGGGCUUAAUUUGAUCGUCGUGUUGACUUUUAAGAAGGCCACGAGAUCCAUUAGGCAGGCUGAAGAGCUUCUACGGGAGGUAUCGUUCAGGGCUAGAACUGACUGUGUCUACUUCAUCGAGAACUACACCUGGAGCAAGAAUGGCCCCAACCUCCGCCACCCCCCUGUCAUCAAGAACGAGUUUGAGACCCAUUUCACGGUGCUGACAAUCAUUCGACAGUGUCUUGAGUUCAUCAAGCUAAACAGGAGCCAGUCCAAGGACAAGAAAAGGAACGGCAAGCAGGAAAAAGCACCCGAGCCUAAACCUAAGAAUCCACGCACAGAAACUAAGCAGUACCGGAAAAUCAAGGAGCCCAGUGUAAGACUUUUCUUCAACGGUUCAGAAACUUGAAUCGCCCGGUUAUACUUAUGAUGUAAUGAUUUACUGAAGAGGCUAAUACUUGUAUAGAACUGACAUAGCCUGCCUGACAAGCUGCACAAAAUGCUGCAAUCAUCCGUUCGUUUUGUGGAGAUACACGUCCUCUUUAUGUAUCAUAAUUCAUAAAUCAAGAUAUGCUGCUGCCUUUUCUCA
Zea mays is the source of this 1325-nucleotide messenger RNA. RefSeq lists its product as uncharacterized. The record is from RefSeq and is a predicted model, not a curated record. Bases 48 to 1145 code for a protein of 365 amino acids. NCBI's taxonomy places the organism in Eukaryota, Viridiplantae, Streptophyta, Magnoliopsida, Poales, Poaceae. The transcript is spliced from 2 exons.